Messenger RNA from Sphaeramia orbicularis (orbiculate cardinalfish), 2413 nucleotides. RefSeq names its product sperm microtubule associated protein 2 like (gene spmap2l). The record is from RefSeq and is a predicted model, not a curated record. The transcript has 9 exons. The coding region runs from base 1109 to 1879 and encodes 256 amino acids. NCBI's taxonomy places the organism in Eukaryota, Metazoa, Chordata, Actinopteri, Kurtiformes, Apogonidae.
GGAGUUGAAUUAAUGAAGAAUUCAGACCCAAGCAUAGCAUUUACAGUUUAUUGAGACCACAGGGAAAUGUUUUAAAAUGCAUAAUUCCAUUUUUAAAAAAAAGCAAAAUAUCACUCCUUUAAGUCGCUGGUAUAUGACAUGACUUCAGGGUGUUUGUUUUUAUUUUUCCUGUAGUGACCUCUUUCUACCAUUUGGGGUCGCUAUUGUGUACGUGUGAGUGGUACUUGAAUGAGAUCUGUUUUUUACAGUAAUUGUUUUCCGCAGACUGAAAACACACCUGGGUGACAGGAUCUGUAAGUAAUUAGAACAACUUUUGUUAUUUACUGUAAUAACCAGUCGUUUGUCAGGGGAUUUCUAAUAGAUCACACCUAUUUGUUUAUGCAGGGGAGAUGGAAAUGGCUUUAACUGUUACACACUUUUAUACAGUUUUGCUCUUUAUCUUAAAGAGGAAAUAAACACUACACGUUUUCUUAGCAUCUUCCUCAUGAGUGUGUUACAGUUCUGUUCUACAUGUGUUUUUGUUCAAGUACUGUUUUUGUUUUUUUUAUUUGAUGAAAUAUGUUAACAUCUGUGUGUUGUUUGGGGUAAACUGCAACUUUCUUGUGCACCAUUUCAUGUACAUUAACCAACAAGUCAUAUAUAUUUUUUCUGUAUCAAGAUAUUUCAACCAAAUUUUUCACAAAUGAACAGGUUUUUCACCCUUAAAUAAACAGUUUACAGUACAUUAUUGUUGCAUUUUUAUUUUUUUUAUUGAACACAUGGUGCCAUUUUUACGAUAAUAAAAAUCUUAUCUUGGAAUGACGUGAUAAAAUCUCAUCCUAACAUAGCUGCUGAUGUUUGUAGUCAGAGCACUGAGGUGCAUCUGUGUUUGGAAUCUGAUCCAAACACACGGCGGCUGUCAGAAAAAUACUGCAGACGUAUCACUUUCCUCUUAACAUCCUGCAGAGGAAGUCUUAAGACAGGAAGAUGGAUGGGUUGGGGCUGCUGACUCCAGUUUCAAGGAGUCCUCAGGUGUGGAGUUGGUUGCUAAGGACUCCCAGCGUCCCGACAACAGCGGGGGUUAGUGUGACACCAUCAACAGGCAGACGGGCUGAUCCUGCAAGCUGAGAUGCUCUCUGGAAAAUAUGGUAUUCAGCCCAGAUUUGGACCAUCAAACAGGAUCUUGGAACUGGCCCAGCACAAAACCUCAAAGACAGUUUGGGCUACGACUCCUUGUGACAAGCUGAGUUGGGGUAACCAGGAGCCCAUCCGGCCCAUCUCCUCUUCAGCGCUCGGAGCUGUUCCAAGUACAAGAAUCCAAUACCUGUCCAAGAACAAAAGAGACUUCUCAGCAUGGGAGGACCACUGGAGGAUGGAGGAGGAUGCGAGCGUCUUCAGGAAGACACGCCAUCCUUCCUCCAAGGCGUCCCAGUACGAGCGCAUUGUCCGCUUGUCAACGCCCAGAACCAGGAGUCGCAGCUCCCAGGAAACAGGGCCUCCUCAUACACCUCAGUGUGAGAAUAACUGUCCAAUGUGGCACGUUGAUCCCAAACUGAAAACCACUGUGAUCACACCCCGACUGCUGCAGCUCUCCAACCCCAAAAUGAACCAUCCAGACUUUCAGAGCAACCGAGAGAGUGCGUCCGUCGUUUCUUUCGCCUCCAGAACGGCUCGGAUCUCAAAGCGUCUGGUCCAGCUGUCACUGCCCAGACUGAGGCAGAGCAACAUCUGUUAUGAGCUGAGAUGUCCGGAGGAAUCCAUCUGGACCGUUUCGAGGGCGGCGAGGAGAGCCACAGCGAGCGAACGUGUUGAACUCCUCGCAACACCGAAGCAGCUUUCCAAAGACUACAUCCCUUCACGAGAACCAGAGUGGCACCCGAGGCAAAGCCUGAACAGCUGAGAGGCCUUCGACAACUCCACAAAGUGAGUUUCCAUGGUGACGGGUAUCUUCAUUUCUUUUCUGUAUGAAGAAAGAAAACAGAAGUGAUGAACAGGACGGUUUUGGUUACGCAGCAAUGACUGAAAGAUUCCAGACCUGCUGUUCUGCUCACUUUACCCUUACAGGGUGUUUGAGCAGGUCUUGAAAGUCUUUGAAAAGUCUGGAAUUUUGAAACGCUUUCUCCCAGACCUUAAAGUCUGGAAUUUUGAAAUGCUUUCUUCCAGACCUUGAAAAGUCUGGAAUUUUGAAACGCUUUCUUCCAGACCUUGAAAAGUCUGGAAUUUUGAAACGCUUUCUUCUAGACCUUGAACAGUCUGGAAUUUUGAAACACUUUCUUCCCGACCUUGAAAAGUCUGGAAUUUUGAAACGCUUUCUUCUAGACCUUGAAAAGUCCUGAAUUUUGAAACGCUUUCUUCCAGACCUUGAAAAGUCUGGAAUUUUGAAAUGCUUUCUUCUAGACCUUGAAAAGUCUGGAAUUUUGAAACGCUUUCUCCC